Lucilia cuprina (Australian sheep blowfly) is the source of this 1649-nucleotide messenger RNA. RefSeq names its product putative inorganic phosphate cotransporter. Gene Ontology annotation, biological process: monoatomic anion transport; transmembrane transport. The transcript is spliced from 5 exons. The record is from RefSeq and is a predicted model, not a curated record. Gene Ontology annotation, molecular function: transmembrane transporter activity. The coding region runs from base 100 to 1569 and encodes 489 amino acids. Lineage: Eukaryota; Metazoa; Arthropoda; Insecta; Diptera; Calliphoridae.
AGUUUUUAAAUUUUAUUCUAUAAAUGUUAGAAAUCACUGCAAAAUUAUACUUUUACUGCAAAUUUGUAAAUAAAUUUUUAAUCGAAUUUUUUAAGUAUUAUGACGGAUGUCACAGUUUUUAUACAACAAACGCAACCGGAAUGGGGAGUUAAGCUAUCAAAAUUUAUAUUUAUACCACAACGAGUAAUACUAGCUCUUAUGGGAUUCUUUGCUGUAGUAAAUGCCUACACAAUGCGAAUUUGUUUAUCUAUGGUAAUUCCAGCUUUGGUUUUACCCCGCAAUUAUAGCGAUGAAAAGGUUUCUGAAACACAUUGUCCUGUGUCGGAAGAUAUCUUUGCAAAUGAUGAGAUUUCUCUUUCUGGUACUCAUGAUUGGUCUCAGGCAAUGCAGGGAUUUAUUUUAAGUUCUUUUUAUAUUGGCUACUUGAUCACGCAUGUACCCGGGGGUGAGUUGGCGAAAGUUUUCGGAGCCAAAUGGGUUUUGAGUUUGGGUCUUCUUUCUACUGCCAUUUGCACUUUAUUAACUCCUUUGGCCAUUGACUUUACGGGUCAUAUUGGUUUAAUUGUUAUACGUAUUCUAAUGGGCUUGGGAGAAGGAACUACAUUUCCGGCUUUAAGUGCUUUAAUAGCUCAUUGGGUGCCGAAAAAUGAGAGAGGAGUAAUGGGUGCAGUAAUUCUAGGUGGUGGUCAAAUGGGUACAAUUAUAGGAAAUGUUAUGUCUGGAUUUCUUUUGGCCAGGAGUGGUUGGCCUGCCGUAUUUUAUGCCUUUGGCUGUCUAGCGAUUUUGUGGUUUAUAUUCUUUUCCUUGUUUUGCUUUAGUGACCCUGCCUCACAUCCCUAUAUAAAAUCCAGUGAAAAGGAAUAUUUAACACAAGAAUUGGGAUCUAUUACACGUAGAAGAGAUUUAGGUGCAACUCCCUGGAAAGAAAUUUUUCUCAGCAUGCCAAUGUAUGCCCUGCUAGUUGCUCAAGUCGGUCACGAUUGGGCAUUUUAUAUACUUGUUACCGACCUGCCGAAAUAUCUAAACGAUGUCAUGCAAAUACCCAUCAAAAAGAAUGCUCUCUACUCCUCAUUACCUUUCGCUCUUAUGUGGGUUGUUUCGAUAAUUGCAGGAAUUUUGGCAGACUUUUUAAUAAAACAUGAAGUUUUAUCUAUAACGGUAGUAAGAAAAAUUAUGACUACCGUCGCAGCCCUUGGUCCUACACUUUUCGCAAUUCUAGCUUCAUAUGCCGGCUGUAAUGAGUGGGAAGUUAUAAUAUACUUUUGUUUGUGUUUAGGUACAAUGGGUUUCUAUUAUGGCGGUGUAAGGCUUACGCCAAAUGACUUGAGUCCAAAUUACGCUGGAACUCUGAUGGCUAUAACAAAUGGUUUUGGAUCGUUUGCAGGAAUUUUAGCGCCAUAUUCUGUAGGUUUAAUGACACCAAAUACAAGUAUACAGGAAUGGCGACUAGUAUUUUGGGUUGGUGGAUUUAUACUUUCAUCAAGCGCAGUAUUUUAUUGCAUAUGGGCAAGUGGCGAUACUCAAUCAUGGAAUGAACCUAGUCCAAAGAAGGGUGUGGAAAAGGAAUAACUUAUAAAAUUUAUUUUAAUAAUAUGAAAUUUUGAAUGUGUUUUGUAUUCAAUUAAUAAAUCUAUUGUUAAUGAAAAAUU